AUAUUUCUAUAAUAAUAUGAGGAGUUUUUUCUCUCUCUUUUCUCUCAUCUCUAUCCUUCAGAGAGAGAGUUUUUUCUCCUAUUUUGAUGUUUUCCGGUUUAAUCCGGCUUUUCUUUUCCAUUUAUUGGACAAUAACUUUCCGGCAGUGUCCAGAUUUAGGAUUUUGCUUUCCGAUUACCAGUUUUCUUUUAGAAAGAGAUGGAGAUACUUGGUUUGAAAGACUUGGUUCUCUUUUCUGCUGGAAUCGAUCGAUUCUUCAUGUUAUAGGAAUAAUUAAUAUCGCUAAUCCUUACUGGAGCGAGUUUCUAUUCUAAUUGAAGUUUUCUUCGGUUUUUCCAGCAAUGAAUCUAAAGAUUUCCGAUUUUGGAUUUUCACCUUCUCCUCUUUCUCCGAUCUGUUAUAUUGAAAUUCAGAUGCUUUCUUUUAUCGUUUUUCAAUUCUUCUAUUUGAGUCAAUCUCUACCUCUUGAGAUAGGUUAGAGUUUCUCUUUCAAAUUUUAGAAUUGUGAGUUCGAUCUGUUUGAGAAUUUUGUUAAGGCUUUUUAGCUGUCAAAUCCUUCAAAGUUUUCAUUGGGUCUAUUUUGGCGAUUCAAGGGAGCUUCUAUCAUCUUUUUCGGAGAAAUUCGAGAUGGAGGAGGCUACAAUGGUACAAAAUAAUUGAAAAAUCAGAGUCUUAAGGAGGGAUGAUUUAAACUCGGUCAAAGCCACAGAUGUCUCAGCCACCAAAUAAGAAACAAACCUCAUUAAUCUGCCAUGGGAGAAGAAAGUAGUAAUGCACAAGAUCCCCUUCACCAGUUGAUCAUCUCCAUGAGAGAUGAGAUCAAGGCUUUGAGGCAAGACUUAGGAGAUCGGCUCAGCCGUGUGGAACAAGCACCACAGGUAACUUUACAGCCGACACUCAACCUUGGAGGAGUAGGAACCGGACUCAACACCACUCAGAACACCAGAACUAACCCAAGGCACAAUGGAGUGCACAUCAACGAGCCUCUCAAUGCAGCCUUGACCGAAGAUGAUUCUUCCCAAGAUGAAGAACCAAACCCUAGAUGUCAAAGACACCGCGGGCAAAGGCGACGUGUGCCACAAGAUGAUUAUGGAGAUGUCGAUGAUGAAGAGUAUACACCUUACUCUAGAAAGAACAAGAACCACAUCAAGCUGACCACACCAAACUUUGCUGGAAAAGUUGAUCUGGAGGCUUAUCUAGAUUGGGAGAAGAGGAUGGAUCACAUCUUCGACUAUUACAAUCACCCUGGUCCAAAGAGAGUAGCACUAGUAAUGGCUCAGCUCACCGACGGUGCACUUACAUGGUGGGACAGAGAAGUAUCAGACCGAAAGAGAAGCCACUUGAGAGCUAUUGAUAUAUGGGUCGACAUGAAAGACCUAAUGAGGCAAAGGUUUGUCCCUCCUCAUUUUUACCGAGACUUACAGCGUCGUUUUCGAACUCUUAAACAGGGAACCAGGACCGUAGAAGAAUACUAUGAGGAGUUUGAGCGCUUGAGGAACCGAUUGGAGCUCAAUGAUGAUGAAGAAGCUCUAAUGGCGCAAUUCCUUGAUGGCUUACAAGAGAGGAUCAGCCGCAAAGUGGAGAGACAGGUAUAUCAAAACUUCAAAGAUCUUUUCCAUUUGUCUAUACAGGCAGAACAACACAUCAAGAAGAAGAUCACCAACACCAGAAGCAAGCCACAAACCACUUGGAACUCAAACUUCAACAAACCACUCGACAAAGGCAAAGGUGUGGAAAUUGAUUCACGAUUCAAAGGCAAGGCAGUUGAAACAAGCAAAGACACCAGACCAGAGGCAGUUAAGACUAAUAACCCUCAGCGUGCAAGAGAUAUUACUUGUUUCAAAUGCAGGGGAAGAGGUCACAUGUCUCGUGAAUGCCCAAACAAUCGAGUGAUGCUCAUGACCGAGGCUGGAGACUAUGAGUCAUAUGAUGAAGCUGAUGUUCAAGAAGAUCAAGAUGAUGAGUAUGGUGACAUAGCUUACCCAGACACAGGAGAGUUCCUUGUCACUAGACGUGUACUAAGUGUAAUGGUGGAACCAGCCGAGGCCAUACAAAGAGAGAACAUCUUUCACAGCCGUUGCACUAUAAAAGGAAAGGUAUGUAACCUAAUUAUUGAUGGUGGGUCUUGUACUAAUGUUGCAAGUGCUCACAUGGUUGAUAAGCUAGGCCUUGAGAGAACUAAACAUCCACGGCCCUAUAUGCUGAGAUGGCUCGAUGAUAAGGUAGAGCUUAAGAUUACUGAUCAAGUCACCAUUCCAUUUAGCAUAGGAAAAUAUCAAGAUCAAGUUUUAUGCGAUGUAGUUCCUAUGCAAGCUGGUCAUUUAUUGUUAGGUAGGCCAUGGCAAUUUGAUAGAGAAACUAAGUAUGUAUACUCUUAUGCAUAACAAAAGAAAAGUUAGUUUAGCACCUCAUACACCAUCACAAGUGCAUGAACUACAAA
Eutrema salsugineum is the source of this 2440-nucleotide messenger RNA. RefSeq lists its product as uncharacterized. The transcript is spliced from 2 exons. The record is from RefSeq and is a predicted model, not a curated record. NCBI's taxonomy places the organism in Eukaryota, Viridiplantae, Streptophyta, Magnoliopsida, Brassicales, Brassicaceae. Gene Ontology annotation, molecular function: nucleic acid binding; zinc ion binding. Bases 753 to 2384 code for a protein of 543 amino acids.